AUGGGAAUUGCCAUUGAUGGACCACGGUGUACGAAGUCAAUGUGUGGUUGGAUGAAGGGUCUUCAACUCCAGGUUGCAUCUGAAAUGGCACCUGGACUGCAUUCCCAACAUUUUGAAAUGCACAAGCUGUCUCUGUCUAUCUUGCUAGUCAUUCUGGCCCUUUGCUGCUAUGAAGCCAAUGCAGUUGUCUGUACAUCCAUUCUUUCUGAUUUCAAAUUUCCCACACCUCCAGAAGCUUAUGAAGCCAAGUUGGAAGUGAAGAGAUUCACAGAUGAGAUCUCCUUUGGGAGCAGAUUGCAAAUUUCAAAAGCACAGGUAAUUUCUUUCUUCUUUGUGCAUAGAGGCUUAUGAUCAGAUGAACAGCCAGGAAGAAGGUCAGGGUGCUGCUCUUGGGGGGCACGGGUGGUGGAGGCACCUGUCUCACUGCUCACCUCUGAUAGGGUGACCCAUGGCCACAGGGUGGAUGAUAACAUUACACCUGCUGAGCUAUACCAAGACUGCAAGUAACGUCUGGGCAUGUUCCUCCUUCUCAAGUCACCUCUCUGGGUGCCAGGCUCCCCAUAGUGUCCUGAGGAGGAGGACACCUGGGGCCCCAUGCAGUGAUGUUGAAGGGC
Molecule: messenger RNA, 614 nt
Organism: Ceratotherium simum simum (southern white rhinoceros)
Lineage: Eukaryota; Metazoa; Chordata; Mammalia; Perissodactyla; Rhinocerotidae
Source: RefSeq, a predicted model, not a curated record